UAGGCUGGAAGUGGGUGGUUCUGACCGCGAUCGACUGCUUGGGCUGUUUCGGGGCGAUGGCGAUGAUGCACGUCAUCGUUCGUUGCCCUUCCGUCGUCGCUAGGCAACCCAACGAAAACCCAUACGUUCGGAAUUUGUGCUGGAGGAGUGGAUUCGGUUUUUUCUUCGAUCACUUUUCCGUCGAACUUGAACGCGAGCGAAGCGAACCAAGCAACCGGGGGGAUCACUUUUUUCCCAACCGGCUUCGUGUCAAGACCUACUGCACAGCUGACCCCGUCGCUCGCCAGGACUUUUUCGAAGCAACCAUGGCUCCUGGGACCGAAACCGAAUCCGAUCAACUGACGGCGGUAAACAUCAGCGGCGGCGGCGACGCCUUGGAAAAGCAAUCCGAUGUUGAUUGUGAGACAGCGUCGGGUGGAAGUGCAGCUGCCGAAGAGGCAUCGGAGGAUUCCUGCCUGAUCCGAUGUGCCAACUGCGACGAGCUCUUUUCGCCGGAUCGUUUCGAGGAGCAUGUGUGCGAGUACGAUGAGCGAAAGAAGCGGAUCGUUCCGAGCAGCGUGCUGGACGGACAUCCGUGUUUGCGGCAGCUGGAGGACAACAUGGACCAGUGGAAACGGCUGACGAAGAAAAAGGGUCGCAGCGAUGGGACGACGACGACGGAGGGGGGUAGCGGUGGUGGUGGGAAGAAGGAUAAGCGGAAACAGCAGCGCGAGAACACCGAGAAGAGGCGGAUGUACGAGUGCAGGCACUGCGAGCGGAAGUUUGUUCAUGCGACCGGGUUAGAGAAGCACCUUGCGAAAAUGCAUGCGGACAAGGAGGGUGAUGUGAUAUUUGUUGGGGAACUGAAACAGCCCAAGAAAGAGGAAACUGGAGAUCCCUUCAAGGUAUGUCUCAAGUGUAUGAAGUGCGGGAUGGCAUUCGGAACAUUGGAAAAGAUGAUGGAUCACCUGGAGACGGUCGAUUGGGAACGGGAAUUGGAACGCGAGGAUGGGAGCUACAUGGAUAACGGCAAGCUGGCGCUACGGAAGGCAUUUAGAAUCGUGAUACUGACGACGGUUUUCCAAUGUGAGUUUUGUGACAAACACUUCUCGGAUUUGCCGUCGCUGUGUGAGCACCAGUCAUUGCAUGAUCCGGCUACCGGAUUUGAAUGCACGUUGUGUGAGAUAAAGAUUCCAUGUAUGAAGGAUAUGCUGUUCCAUCGGUUGAACGAAUGUGUUUUCCGCGAUGCGUGGAACGAUGAGUUUCGAGGUUUGUCCAAAUAUUUCGCAUGCAAUGUAUGCGACGAGCAGUUCCAAAGCUUAGGUGCCCUCUACGAGCAUCGUUAUGCAAAUUAUCACUUAUUUCCUCGCUUAUCGAUUAUGGAAGAAAACGAUAUCACCGGUCAGUUCAAAGUGGGAUGCGAGAAUUGUGGAGUAAGCUUCGACAACGCAGACACCUUUCUCAUGCAUUAUACCACGAAUCACGCUACAAAGAAACACAGCACCAUAGGAUUGCGCCGUCAGCCUGCGGAGAAAGAUGCAGCGGAUGCGACUUCACCAAACUCAUCCACAAGACCAUAUCUGUGCGAGGUUUGCGGUAAAACAUAUACCCAGUCCAGCCACCUAUGGCAGCACCUGCGUUUCCAUAAUGGCAUUCGUCCGUUCAUUUGCCCGGAAACGGGAUGCAAUCGUAGUUUUACCAUUCGGCCAGACUUAAAGGACCAUAUUCGAAAGUGCCACACCGGAGAGCGGCCGUAUGUUUGUGACCUAUGCGAUAAGCGUUUCCUUACGGGAUCCGUCUAUUAUCAGCAUCGGCUGAUUCACCGAGGCGAUCGUCGUUACGGAUGCGACGAGUGUAACAAACGUUUCUACCGAGCGGACGCCCUCAAGAAUCACCAAAGAAUUCAUUCUGGUGAAAAGCCCUAUUCGUGUCCGCAGUGUCCGAAGCAGUUCCGUCAGCGUGGUGAUCGCGAGAAACACAUUCGUGUGAAACAUUCGUCCGACGGUCCGGCAAAUCCGAAACCAGCCCAGUCAUACCAGGACACGCCACGUUCAAGUCGUGUGGGUGCCCCCGGAAAGCGGCAGCGACGUAGCGCAGGCGAAUCGAAAAAGCCGCGUCGGCAAAUCAGUCUCGCCGAAGAGUGUUCCGAUUAUGGUGCACAAGUGGCUGACGGUUCCCAGGCGGUUUACGUUGGAGAUGUGUCCCUACCGGCUAGUUUAUUCCAGCCAAUUUUGAAUGAUAUCGAUAUGUUGUGAACGUUUCAACAGUUUUUUUUUGUUUUAAAUUAUUAUAGAAUAAGAUUUUUAACGAAUCGUGAUAGACAUUCCGUCGUUAAAUCGGAACAUAGUAAUAUAUUGCAAGUUCAUGAAUUCUUUCCAUGUUAUCUUAAUAAAUUUUAAUUAUGAUUUACAGCUUUCUUUUUCACGACU
Messenger RNA from Aedes albopictus (Asian tiger mosquito), 2408 nucleotides. RefSeq names its product testis-specific zinc finger protein topi. NCBI's taxonomy places the organism in Eukaryota, Metazoa, Arthropoda, Insecta, Diptera, Culicidae. The coding region runs from base 57 to 2234 and encodes 725 amino acids. The transcript is spliced from 4 exons. Gene Ontology annotation, molecular function: DNA-binding transcription factor activity, RNA polymerase II-specific; RNA polymerase II cis-regulatory region sequence-specific DNA binding. The record is from RefSeq and is a predicted model, not a curated record. Gene Ontology annotation, biological process: regulation of transcription by RNA polymerase II.